Messenger RNA from Linum trigynum, 4792 nucleotides. Lineage: Eukaryota; Viridiplantae; Streptophyta; Magnoliopsida; Malpighiales; Linaceae. The record is from the annotation of a GenBank genome assembly.
CCAAAAAAAUGAAGUGUUAUGCUCUCAUGUUAUGGGUAUUAGGCUAUUAGCCUUAUUAUGAGGCCACCUUGAAACAAAAAUUUAUGAGGACCUUUGUCAAUUAAUAUGGUACUAUACUCUUUGGUUGAUUUUAAUUUUUAACCUCUUAAUGAACAAUGUCACCAUUAUUAUUAUAAAAAAAAUAUUGGGAAAGACGAAAAUUGAUGUCACUUUCAUUUUAUUGUUGUCUAUCCUUUUUUUUUUAUAAGUGAUAUAGAUUAUAGAAUUUGAACUCGGAUUAUUCAAACAUGAAUACAAAAUCAAUUAUAUUACCAUUGAACGAAAUCCCUAUUCGCUUGUAACAUGUUUUCUUGGAAUUCAUCAAAUUACUUGUAAAUGCAAUUUUAGAUAGAAGAUUACUAAACCUUAACCUUAUAUCUUCUGACUAUAAAUAGAAUACAUAUUUAUUUACACAGAAGAUUACUAACUAAAUCUUAACCUUAUAUAUUUUUCAAGCAAGUCCAGUAUGUCAAUGACCUUAACUCUAUUAGUAUUACGUUAGGUGUGCAAUAAAACCGGCCUUUUCCAUUUCUAGACCUACGAUUGAGAUUAAGUCCCUGUUUAGGUUCAUUUGGAACAUCACGAUUACACGAAAAGACCAAACUAUUAGGCAACGCAUUUUGGUAGGAAAGCAUGCAUAUAUUUAUAUAAUAACUUGUUACUAAUAAAGAAAGGAAAGGAUUUUAUACACCAAACUAGUUGAUGUGAUGAAUCGAACAAAUAAUUAUUUAUAUGUCGAACCAACAAUCAUGCUAGUAGCUCGGUUACUUAUCUUUCGCUCGUUAUAAUAUUGUAUAUAGAUGAAAAAAGUGAGAGUAUAUAACGAAUAAAAAGAGAGACAAUAACAAUAAUUAUUUCUCAAUUACAAACUUAUAUCAUGUACCAUUGAUCAAUUAUAACUUGCUUACUCAUUCUAUCAUCACUUCUCUAUGACUCUAUUGUCUAUAAUUUUGGGGUCUUACUAAUCAAUGAAGGUGAUGGAAUGUCUACAGUAACACACUUGUCUACGUAUACACCUCUCGCUGGUCUGUUACUUCAAUUGGUAUGAGCUACAGCAAACCGUCUCCUCCUCCUUUCACAUCCUCCACAGACUAGAAAGCAAUAUCGUGCAUUUUAGACGGACGUAUGGUAAUCGCUAGUGCUGAAUAAGUGGUCAAAAAUCAGAGUUGCUCGCGCCACAAUAUCCUCACUCUUUGCGGUCGACGUUUGCCAGAUGGUCGUCAUUGUGUUUGUGCAGUGCGGGCCAAUUGAAGCGGCAGGUGGUCCAAUUAAUUCUUGGACGGACGGAAUAUAAUUGAUUAUAAUAAUAGAGCUUAACUUCUUUGGAGUUGGAAUAAUUGCUAAUGUGACAGAACCAUUUUGAUAGGAAGGAAGGAAGCGAUAUUUACGAAGCGCUUGUCUCUCUAUAUAUACACCACUCACUUCCCUAACAAAUUUCAGUCGGUAUUACUACAGCAAAGACCAAACCGCUUUCCUUUCACAUCCUUCACAAACCACAAUCAUGGGUACGGAGGUCGUUGCAGCGCCAGUCGCCGCCGCCGAAGUCAUUCCACCCGGCGGCACCGUUUGUCACGCCGUGCUUUUCCCCUUCAUGUCAAAAGGACACACAAUCCCCAUCCUCCACCUCGCCCGCCUCCUCCUCCGCCGCCAAAUCACCCUCACCGUCUUCACCACCCCCGCCAACCGCCCCUUCAUCGCCGCUUCACUCCCCGCCGGCGCCGCCGCCGCCAUCGUCGAGCUCCCCUUCCCACAGGACAUCCCGGAAAUCCCCGCCAGCGUCGAGAGCACCGACAAGCUCCCAUCCGUCGACUCCCACUUCCCCCACUUCGCCCUCGCCACGGAGCGCAUCCGUCCCGACUUCGAAUUGGCGCUGGAAAAUCUCCGGCCGCGGCCGAGCUUCAUGGUCUCCGACGGCUUCCUCUGGUGGACCCAGGACUCCGCCGAGAAGUUCGGGAUCCCGCGGCUGGUCUUCUACGGGAUGUCGAAUCACUCCGGCAGCGUGUCUAGAGCCGUGGCCGUCGACCGGCUCCUGUUCGGCCCCGAGUCCGACGACGAGUUGAUCCCCGUGACUCAGUUCCCGCGAGUCAAAGUUUGCAAGAGCGACUUCGACGACUGGGCCCGAUCGCCCGACCCGAAGGGUCCCCUCUUCGAUUUCGUUAUGAAAUCCGUUGCCGCUUCCUCGCGAAGCUACGGUUCCGUGAUGAAUAGCUUCUACGAGUUCGAACCGGUUUUCGUGGAUCAUCUAAACGGUCUCGGGACACAGAAGUACUACUCCGUGGGCCCUCUUUGCCUGGCUGACGUGGACGACGAUAACUGCGGGAAAAAGGCCGUAUUAGCCGCUGAGUCGAAGCCAGCUUGGAUUCGAUGGCUGGACGAGAAGCUGGCUGAAGGUAGGGCGGUGUUGUACGUGGCGUUUGGGUCCCAAGCAGAGAUAUCAGAGGAACAAUUGGAGGAGAUAGCGUGUGGGUUGGAAGAGUCCGAAGUGAAUUUCUUGUGGGUGAUAAGAAAGGGAGGCGGUGGGUUGGAGGAGCGAGUGAAGGGGAGAGGGAUGGUAGUGAGAGAAUGGGUGGACCAGAGGAGGAUACUGGGCCACGCCAGCGUGCAAGGGUUUUUGAGUCAUUGUGGUUGGAAUUCAGUGAUGGAGAGUGUCUGCGCUGGAGUGCCGAUGUUGGCGUGGCCGAUGAUGGCGGAGCAGCCGUUGAACGCGAGGAUGGUGGCGGAGGAGGUGAAGGUGGGGAUCAGAGUGGAAGGUUCAGGGAGAACGGGGUUUGUCCAGCGCGGAACUUUAGAGAAGGUGGUGAGGGAGUUGAUGAACGGUGUGGAGGGUAUGGAAGUGAGAAGGAACGCGAAGGCGUACGCAGAGAAGGCUAGGAAAGCUAUGAAGGAAGGGAGCGGCUCGUCGUGGAAAACAUUGAACUUGUUAAUUCACGACUUGUGUAGCAAGGGAAAAACUGGAUACUAGUAACUAUUUUGCUUAUUGUUUUCACUGUCCAAUCAACAACUCUCAUAAAUAAAUGAGCUUUUAUGGGCCGUCAUUGUGUUGGCAAUACCAUUCAACGACGUCCAAUUGUAACUGGAUCAGGAGUCCGAUUUCAAAUUUCCUGCAACGAGAGUGAAAGUAGGAAGGACAUUUUGGUCUUCACAAUUUUUUUUUAUUCAUUAAAAAGACACGUACUGGGAUUCGAACCAUGACCAUUUUAAAGAAAAGCAAGGAUAAUAACCAAUCACACUAAGCACAUUUGUUGUAUCUUUUUAAAUUAAAAACAUAUAAUAGCAGGGAGGAAAAAACCCUUCCCCAUUUCAAAUUCCCUGCUCCAUGAGCGUUUUUAGGAAGGGUAGAAUAGGGAGUUUCAAUUUUUUCUCUCUUUCCUCUGUGGAACGGGCCAACUUACCGCACACAUGUGAAUUUAAACGGGUCCAGGAGUGUCAAAUUUUUUUCUUUAAGCCCUUUUAUUUCUCCGUGGUGACAAAAUAUAUAUGAAAUGGUAAAAAUAAUACUCCUUUUUAUUGUUAAAAAUAAAAAAUUUAACAAUAAACUAAUGCAUGGUAUCUAAUGGGCUAACCGCUAACGAUAAAAUAAAAGAGUUGAAUGUGUCUGACCUACAUGGGAUUUGGCCAUCAUGUAAAAUAAAUGAACAUCAUUGGUUUGUCAUUCUAAAAUAAGCUAAUUUCUCUGGCAUAAUAUAUAUUAUGCUAUUAUUUUAUAUCUUAGUGGCUAAAAUAUAAUGUAUUUUAAAGUUAUUUAAUGGUUCAACCUCGACCAACACAAUUAGUGCAAUUAUUAUCAUUUCAAAUAUAUAUUUUAUAAUUAUUUGAUAUCAUAAUGAUCAAAUUAUAGUGUAUUUUAUAGGGAAUCGUUUGGUAUUUGUUAGUAAAAAACUAAACAUAAAGAUCUAUUUGGUUAUUUUAAACAUUAUAACGAUCCUAAACAUUUUCAGUUCCUUUUGAAUUUCUAUGGUUUUAUUCCCGAAUAAGUGAUGUGCAAAUGGCAAAUUGUAGUCGUCUCUUUUCUUUCACUAUUUUUUAUUUUCAAAUAGAAAGUUUAAAAGUAAAGAAUAAUUAGAAUUUGGCAUGGGUCGUCAAACAGGCUGAAUUUCAAGUUUUGGCCCGUUUGUUUUAUGCAUUGCAAAUUUAUUAGCAUUUUGAUGGAAAUGGCUUGGAAAAAAGACAUAUAAGUUGUACCUUUGCAGAAAUGUCCUCAAAUGUUUGAAUGCUUUGUGAAUCAGGUUCCGUGACUAUUGUGAUGGUGUAUGUGCUUGACAAUUGCCCGAUGUUGUAACUGCUUAAUUUGAGAGUAAAUCUUUUGAUUUUCCCUAUGAGUUGUGAUACCAGUUCUAGUGGUUGCAGCAUGUUGUCGUUAUUGGCCUGUAAAAGUUGUUCUGCCGUGGUGCUAAAUACCGUUCUUUCUUUUUUAACAAAUUGUGUAGUAGUGCUAUGAAACAAACCACCCAUGAACGCUACGCUUAUUAUGGUUUGUUCUUACUUCCGGUGGUGAGAAAUUGUGAAUUGAGAAUCAUAUUCGCCUACCGCACUGUAUCUGGCUGGUGGCUGCUUAUUGUGCUCUCUAGAGUUAUGAAACAGACUACCCAUGAACGUUACCCUUAAGAGUCCAUAACUUUGCGAAAAACCAAAUUUAGGCAAUCAAAGGUGGUGGAUGUGUGAUGAUUUUUUAUGGCUUAAUUGUUUGUGAAUUGGAUAUCUGAUCUUUGUAUGAUUAGAUGGGAUGUUUGCUUAAUAGAAUAAUCCAUUUUAA